GGGUUCUUCAGACCAUUUUGGGGUUUGUCCCUUACUGCAUAGCGUCUACUAUUUUUCUUCGACACCCUAUGCUAGUCUGUAGUAAAUUUCUGAUAAGAAAUUCAUAGAAUAUAGCCCCUUUUAGCGUACUUAUUGCACCUUUCUCACGAUUACGAGUUGAUUUUUUUCCCCAGCAUUUACCCCCUCCACUCCACUUUCUUGGGACAACAAAAAAAUAGUAUCGAUACUUCUUGGUCAUGUUUUCUUCUGAAUUUGAUCCUUUCUAAAUUUUUGAUUAUAUCCUACAGAAGCCAUGUGGAGAACUUUCAACACAUGAUGGCCCAAGAGCAGAAGGUAAGCAAUCUUAUUCAGGUACUGUUUAAAUAUAGUUGUGGUUACACUUGAUAAGUAAUUUACUUCUUAUAAAUGCUGAGGAAAUUUUUAUGGUGUCUAGGAUGUAGUUUCUGAUUAAAGAGAUUUGUUUUGUAUGCUUGCUGUUCAGCUGCUCUGUUAUAGAUUUAAAUCAUUUAACUUGAAUUAACUUUUAUUUGAAACAUUUUGACAGUGUUUUUGGUGGAGAACUUCCCUUUUCUUCAUUAGUUUUUUUAACAAUUCAUAUUUCAAUAUUUCUGACGUUUUAAAAAUGAUAAGGGAUGCUUGAGUUAUAGUUUUUGUUCACUUGAGUCUACAUGCAUGCCAAUUUGAAAACUCUGUAUUUCUGUGUCUGUGUGUGUGUGUGUGUAGUGUGGUGAGUAGUGAUGUCGGAGGACACGCACUACCCUGGGUGGUGCUGUCGUCAAAUUGCUGCUCAACUGAGUCAGGCUCUCUUCACAAUGGCUGACUUACAUGCUCAAGUGUCAGAUCUCAGAGAGGAAAACAGGCAAUUGAAAAUCAAGAUUGAAAGUAUUGAUUCCAGAAGAUUUAAAGAGGAUGUUUCUUCUGUUAAAUACUCAGAGGAUCCACUGGCGUCAAAGUCUUCUAUACCUGACCUGCUGGUUUCGAAACAGCUCGAGGGAGACUGUAAACAGACAAUCAACCUUCAGCAGACAGCUACAAAAUUAAAACCAAAUGAUGACCUUUCUCAAGACCCAGUGCAAGAUUCAUGUUCUACUGGUACAUCCCUAUUAAUGUCUGAAGUAAAACCAGAAAGAGUUGUUUUGAAUGUGCCACUAAAACAAAUUAUAAAUGAUGGAAAGUUUGAGUUAUCAGCAAGAGGAGACUAUAAGUGUGAAAAAUGUGAGAGUUCUUUUCCUAACUCUGAUCUGUUGACAAUUCAUCAAGCUGUUCACAUCGGAAGAAGCUUCCAUGUAUGCAAGGUAUGCAAUGCCAUGUUCUUACUUAAAGCUGAUCUCUCUCGACACUGGGCUACUCACCCUAACAUGAAACAACACAUCUGUCAAUUGUGUGGGAAGGCUUAUACUUCUAAAAAUAAUUAUAAGCUCCAUAUUAAAACACAUACUGGUGUAGGGUUGUUUCCUUGUGAAGUUUGUGGUAAAGCUUUUCAUUCAGAAAAUCAUCUCAAUGUGCACCGUAGAAUCCACACUGGGGAGAGACCUUAUGAGUGUCAGUUUUGUGAUAAAUCUUUCACUCAAAAAUCUGGUUUAAUCAAUCAUACACGUCUUCACACUGGUGAAAAGCCAUUUUUGUGUCCGUCAUGUCCCAAGGCUUUUACUCAAAAGUCAAACCUGAAUUUUCACCUCUCCAAGCAUCAUCCUCCGUCUGGAGAAAUUCAAUCAAAUCAAAUUGAAUCUCAAAAAUUUUCUUCAAAUUGCAUUGAAUUGAAUUGGCUUAAAAAUUAUGAGUCGAAUCAGUCCAAAUUUGAGCCCGAAUCGAAUCAUAAAUAGAAACUUGUAUUGCAUUGAAUUGAAUUGGCUUAAAAAUUUUGAGUCGAAUCAGUCCAAAUUCGAGCUCGAAUCGAAUCAUAAAUAGAAACUUGUAUUUUUCGUUCAAACGUUUCGUAGAUGGACGACAACGGUGCAACGUGGUGUGGGCGUGUGGGCACCAGACUCAAUGCAAUUCGAUGGCGAACCAACCUGAUAUUUUUUUUUUUUGAAUUAUUCAACAGCGAAUCUGACAAAUUUGAAAUCAAACAAAUUCAAAUUGGCCGAUUCGAUUCAAUAUUGAACAAUUCGCACAGCUCUAUUUACCUGUUAUCUUAAACUACUCAGUACACUUGUUUAUUGGUUGGCUGUAGUAAUAUUUGAAAUUCUAAAGACUGUUGUUUCCUUCUCAGUUUUAUAUUCUUUGUCAUGGUAAGUGUCAAGUUUGUAUUGUAAUAUGUAAUGUGCCAUACAUUGUUCUCAACUGAAGUAGUAAUGAUUAUAGCGAUCAUAUCAUAAGGAUUUUUAUAGCCUUCUUUAGAUUCUGACUGGAGCAAUAGGUCUGUCUCAGAUGCGCCUACAUUUAACUGACUAUUGUAUGAUUUACAUACUUUAAAUCAUUCAUAGUAUUCACCAAAGUGAUUAUCAUUGUGCCAUAGCUAUAUACAUACCUGAUUGUUUUUUAAAUUGUGCAUGCCCACUAGAAAUUCAUAAACUAUUUUCUCAACAACCUUAAUCAUGUGAUUUCUUUGCAGUAAAUCUCUCCAUUAAAAGGAAACAAAAUUAUACAGGUUGUUUUUAAUAUUGAUAUGUUCUAUUUCAAGAUCUUGUUGAUACAUAAAACAAAGUACAACUAAAAAAAAAUAACAGGCAUAAUCAUAAGGCUAAUUACCCAGUCAUGUGAGACACUCAUAAAAGUAAACGAGUUAACAAAUAAAUUAAUGUUUUAUUGUAUUGCAAUGUUAUCUUCCAUUAUAAGAGGAAUUUGUUUUGACUGAAAUAAGUAGAUGAAAAAAUUAAAACAUAUGGCCUCUAA
Frankliniella occidentalis (western flower thrips) is the source of this 2835-nucleotide messenger RNA. RefSeq names its product zinc finger protein 39. Lineage: Eukaryota; Metazoa; Arthropoda; Insecta; Thysanoptera; Thripidae. Gene Ontology annotation, molecular function: DNA-binding transcription factor activity; RNA polymerase II cis-regulatory region sequence-specific DNA binding. The transcript is spliced from 3 exons. The record is from RefSeq and is a predicted model, not a curated record. The coding region runs from base 738 to 1823 and encodes 361 amino acids. Gene Ontology annotation, biological process: regulation of transcription by RNA polymerase II.